Plasmodium vivax (malaria parasite P. vivax) is the source of this 5319-nucleotide messenger RNA. RefSeq lists its product as hypothetical. The transcript has 5 exons. NCBI's taxonomy places the organism in Eukaryota, Apicomplexa, Aconoidasida, Haemosporida, Plasmodiidae. The record is from RefSeq and is a predicted model, not a curated record. Bases 1 to 5319 code for a protein of 1772 amino acids.
AUGGACGGCAAGUUCAUCGACGUAGAGGCGAAAAGCCUCUACAACGUCAUCGAGACGUUCGAAAGGAAGAUUAUAAAUUUGUCUUUCAUAAAUGAGGAGGUACACCUGGAUGAGUGGUGGCAAGCAGAUGUGGCCGCAUCAUGUUUGGCCAAAUGUUUUUAUUUGCCAAGGGUGGGUGAGUUAUAUAUCUAUUUAUGUACGUAUGGGUUAGCCAAACUUCUUCCCCCACUUGCCCUUUCGCAGGUGCUGGAAAAACUGAACGAGCAGGAGUUGUCCAGCCUACCCGAGGAAUUCUUCACCUACUUUAAGGACAUAAUAAAGCUGAAUAAAUUGUAUGAGCACACGGAGGUGAUAAAAUGUGAAGAGGGGAUGGAGGUGGAGGGUGGCAAACUAGAUGGCGAGGGAGAGGACGAGCUUGGCGUGCACAGGGAGCACCAAGAGUUGGCGGACAAAAUUAAAAAGUACUGUUUCAGCUUGUGCAAAAUUUUUAAGCAAAAUGAAAACUUGACGACCAUCCUUAAUUCGCUAAGUGAAAAAAAGAACCACGACUUUUUUAAGUUUUUGGGCAUCGUGAAGGAUUUGAAGGAGAUCUUCCUGGUGAAGUUCCAAACGACAGCCGAGGAGCACCGGAAGCGCAUCCAAAGCUUGGAAGAGCUAAAGGAGGAGGAACAAAACACACAAAACGAGGAGAAGCAACUAAAUGACGAGUUAGAACUGGUUAGGAAAAAAAGUCACGACGAACUGAAAGAUCUCCAACAGAUACUGAUCACCAAAAAGAAUGAGCUGAACAAUUUGAAGAAGUCCUCCGAGGAAAGCAUAAAGAAGCUGCUCGAUCAGAUGCCCGUAAAUAACCUCACAGAGGACUUGGAAAAUAUCAACGCCUUGCUCGAAAAGACGAAGAAUGUGUAUGAUGACCAGAUUAGGACAUACCAAGAUUUGGAGGUCAACUUGGUGAAAAAAAACGUGCUGAUAGAGCAAGACAUUCAGAAUUAUAUCAACUCGAUAGACGCGGAGAUUGACGAGAUGGAUCAGGAAAUCCAACUUUGGGAGAACAAACUGAGAGAGAACAAAAUUAUCGACAAAGACCUGGACGCCACGAUGCUGAAGAAGAAGGUGGAAGUGGAGGAGAAAAAAUUUUUGAAAGAACUGACAGACAAGAGACGCAACAUCAUUAUGAAGAGGGAAAAUGAAGACAACGAAGCGGCCACGAUUAUUCAGGCGUACAUCAGGGCGCCACCGGUCAGCCGCUCUGCCUGCAGUGAACCGCUUCCCCCCCAACCUGCCAAAAUGAACGACGUGGACAUAGAGGACUACCACAGCAACAUCCUCCAAGAGCUGAGCGCCGUGGAGGAGGAGGGGGAAAUAUCUUUGUGUAUAUUUCUGAACGAUUUAAUAGACAUAGACAUCGAAUCGAAUUUUCAGUUCAGCUACCAAGUAGUGAGUCGGGUGAUGCAAAUAUGUGUAAACUCUCUAAACAGCAAUUUGAUCACUUUGGCAGAUGCAUGCAUGCACUUUAUCCGCUACAGCAUCAGUAGGUGCCUAAAACUGGAGGAAGAAAUUGAUCGAUCCUUCUUCGACAGCAUCAACACGAUCGUAAAAAUAUGUCUUAACAGGAGGUACCUUUUGGAAAGCAGAGCUCUGUUGUUUCAAAGAGCCUUCCUUUCUCUCAUCAUCGAAUUGGAUAAUAGCUUGCCAAAUUUUAUGAUCCUAUGGAAAGGCUACAAAACGGAGAUGUGCACAUUCGUCACCUCCCUACUGCAUCUCAUUUCCUCCCAAUUGACUCUCCUAAAUGGUAUUUUAAAAGAAUUUAGGCAAGAUGAAAAAAUAACUUGUAGCAGGCACAUGCAGGUGGGGUGCUCCAGGAUCAAAGUCGUCGAAGUUGCCUUCAACUUGGUGUUAAAAAUGUUCAAAGAGUUUAGGCAGUUCGAGCAGUUCGAGCAGUUUAGAGAGCCCGAGCAGUUUAGAGAGCCCGAGCAGUUUAGAGAGCCCGAGCAGUUUAGAGAGUCCCAACAGUUUAGAGAGCCCCAACAGUUCGGAGAGAUCCCCUCCAGUUCCUCUCUCACCGAGUACGUCAACUUAAUUGUGGGCACUUACGAUCACAUCCCAGACGUGGAGAUUAAGAAGAAGAUUUUAUCCCUCUGUAGAUGUUUGCAUAGCAGCAGCUGCGAGGGGAGCGGCACCCACUUGGCGUCCCUCCCAGGAGUGACCAGCUUGCUAAACAGGAAGAGGAACAACUAUUUGGCGCUAACCAAGGAGAAGGACAUAAGCAUGAGUUACCUGCGCAGCUGCUCCUACAUCUACGUCUCCGAGAGUCACCUGUUCAUCAGCACGUUUGGUGCCACAGCGGGGGAGGGGCCAAGCGGGAUGAGCGGGAUGAGCGGGAUGAGCGGUACAAGCGGGAUAAGCGGGAUAAGCGGUACAAGUGGGAUAAGCAAACCGAUUACCCUCACCAACCAGGGGGACGCCCCCACCCAUCAGAGAGACGGCGCCUCCCCCACCAGCCCGAAGGACAAAGUCGUGUUGACUCCCAACGGGUUCAGGGGAUGUCUGCUGCUGAACCUUUUCUACGCCUACUUUUACAACACCCAAAAUAAGUUGCUCAUCGUUCUGUGCUACGACCAAGUGAGGGUGCGCAAGGACCCCCGGGGGAAGAUGCUCAUUUUUCGUUGCUCGCGGAUGGACGCGCUGGAGAUCUGCGUCAAGUUCCGUUCGGAGUCGAUUAAGAAUAAAAUGUUCGACGUGAUUGAGGAGGUCAUUUCGAUUGAUAGUAACGAAUGUGACAGCGGUGAGGAGGUGAAGGAUAAGACGGAGGGGGUGAAGGACCAGUCGAAGGAGGCGAAGAACCCGCUGGAGGAGACCUCCCUUCGGGAAGGGGCUCCGCACGAGACAAAGCUGAAAGGUGAAAGCAACGGUGCGAGUAGCUCCUCCUCCGAAGACUCAGACAGUCGCACCAUCUGUGUCAAUGGGGAAGAAAUAAUUGAAGAAGAAAAAUUGGAAAGGAGGAAGGUGAGCUUUGCCUCGAUGAAGGAGAUAUGCCUAAUGGAUUAUCGCACGUCCAUGGGAACGAAAACGUUACUUUUGGAUGAGUCUAUAAAUGAGAUGGACACACAUGACGACGAGGGGGUCUCCAGUUUGACGGAUGAAGAGGGAAAGGAGGUUCCGACUGCUCCGGGGGAAGCGACUAGUUGUGCAAGCGUCGGUAAGGCCAGCGCAUUAGGAGGGUUGCACGGCGAGGAGAUGAGCACGAGCCACGCAGAUGGGGUGGGCGAAGCAGAUACGGUAUGCGAAGCAUGCGGGGUGAUCGAAUCAUUUGGGGUGAUCGAGGCAGGUGACGCUCUUGACCCCGAGGGGGGAGACAGCGGCGAGUCGCACGGAGGAAUGCCCACAAAGGUGAGCUACGCAACGACGAAGGAUUUGGAGCACGAGGAGAGUGUAGGAGGGGAGGCGGCUAUUCUUCAAGAUGACGAAUUGUUUGGGGAGAACCCACUCCUCAGUGUACUCUCACAGAGCAGGGGAAACCUCGGCGAACGGGGCGAACUUCCAAAUGGCCAACAGAUACACCAAAUGAAACACACCAGAAGGGUAAAAGAAGCAGGGGGAUGUGAGGACCCUCUGAACGAGCUCCUCACUCUGUCGGGUAAGAACAAUCUGUGUGAGCAAGUAUGCAUGGGGGAAAGAAGCCAAGGAGGGGAGGAUGGUGAUGUUGGCGAGGUAGAUGUGGGGAGCCACCCAGGAAAUGCAAAUGAGCAAACUUGUAGAAGUGUACACCCCAUUUAUUUCGCAGAUGAUGGGACGAAGCUGCUACUCAGUGAGCCUGCCACCAGAUUGGAAGAAGGGAAGGAAGAUUCAAGAGGGAAAAACAGAUCGGGUGGUAGAUACUUCCCGCAGAGGAGCUACAGCCAAGGUGACAUCCCCAAGGGGAAGCAAAAACAAAGGGGAGAAAAUUGCCCUCCUUACGGUAUAAAAGAGUUUAAGAUUAAAAAUGGUAUUGAGGAAGAUGUGGGAGAGAAAAGAGAUCGUGGGUGUGAUGCUUUAGAAGGUUUGCUGACGGCUGAUCAGUGGAGAGGAACCAGCAAUAGGAGUGGCCACAGCAUCCUCAAGUCGCCCCCGAAAAGUGUUAAAGAGCUACUAAACCAUGACGCGAAAGAGAAGCACACUGAUGAGCAGAUAGGAAGCUCGACAAAGCCACAGGUGAACGGCACAGCUGGGGGGAGGCAGCGGGGCGACCUGCAAAGGCAAAGGCACUUGCGCCGCGUUGAUCACAGAGAGGUGCGCAGUCAGGAAGAGGGGGACAGGGCCAGACAAAGGGGGGAGGAAGAAGGGACUCAGAAUGGAAGCGGUCUCAAUAGAGGGGAAGGACGAAACUAUCGAGCGGACGACCCCGUAAUUUUGGACGAAAGGGACACCCCGGUGGCAGCCUGCCGAAGGAGAAGAAACCACGACGAGGGCGAGACGGGGGAAUACUCCGAAGUGGUGAACAUCGAGGGGGAGGACGAAGCGAGCAACGAAAUGAUCUCAAGUGACUACCUGGCGGAGGGGGAGAUGGGCGGUAGUUACAGGGGCGGCAGUUGUGGAGAGGCCAUUUACAGAAGCGGCAGUUGUAGGGAGGCCGGGGAGAGGAGUUCCCCCGCCGUGAAAGGAACACAACACAUAGACAAACCCAGCUCAAGCUGCAAAAGUAAAAAAAGAAUCGCAACGAAUGAAGCCAACCCAGCGAACGAAACAGUCCGCAGCAUGAACGAUUACGCAGCAAAAAGUAGCCACCCCGAUUCGCCUUACCCUGUGAAGAAAACGAAAUAUAAUUACCAUGACCCAAAACUUUUAAAUUUGCUAAAAAGUGAAGAAAAUUUGGACAAAUUAAGUGCUAAAUAUUUGAUUAAGGCUUAUACAAUAAUUCAGUACAACCGCAGGAACACACACAUACAAAUAGCUGAGUGUUUCCGGAGCGUGCGGAAGGAAAUUACAAUCUCGUUUGAGCGCAUUAACAGCAAGUACAGGGCUUGGUUGAAAGAACUGCAACUGAAGUUUGAUGGGAGACUUGAGCGGAUUGUUUCGAGGCACUCCUACAUGCUCCUACUUAAUAAGAGGAGGACUCGACAAAUUAAUAUGGACGCACUGCCCACGCCCAUAGAUCUCCAAACCAUUUCCACCAAAAUGAACACCCUGCAGGAUACGCUCAACAUAGUGCAAAGAGCUAUGGCGGAUAAGAUGAAAAAUCUGCAAAUUUUGAUGGCCUACAAGGAGAGCGACGUCUACACCUCGUCCCUUUCGUUGAACACCCUCCUGUCCCGCGGCUCCACGCAGCGCCCGCGGGAGUGA